AUGAACAGGCCAGGACCAGGCCCGCAGCCUCUGAGAGGCAUGUCCGGAUUCCCCGCCCAGCAACAAGCCCAAGCUAGAAAUGCGACGCUAGCCUCGACACGAUUACCCAACGGUAAAAUGGCGGAAUAUGGGAACGAUGGGAACUUUCGCACAAAGUCUGGCGGGAUCUCAACAAAACACACCUUUGGAUCUUUCAUUGCAUGGUCAUCCAAGGCAAAGGCCAGCUUGUGGACGGCAGCGCUAAUACCUGGUGCUUUUUUCUUUCAAAGAGAGUUUCCAUCGUUAUCAGGAGCGCCACAGCAGAGCCAGUCACAGAGUCCAGGACAGGCUGUCUGGGCAAACGCAGGGCAGCGGACGACUCAGCAGACUCCUGUGCAGAGACAACAGCCUCCCGCAACCCAGGCUCCGUCUAGAGCGUCGCAGACACAAACCCACUACUCUCAACAAUCACAACCUUCUCACGAUGACAUCUUUCCCUCUGGAGCUCAGUUUGCCAACCGAUUAGACGACUUCAGGAACGGUGGUCAAGGAAUCGGUGGCCAGCCCCAGACUGGCAACAUUGAGGAAUUUCCACCGCUCGGGAGAAACGUUCACGCUGAUAUAGCGCAGGAGCGAAGGGGAUCCUUGUUGCAAAACGCCGGGUUUGGAAGCUACGGGUCUGGCAUGCAAUACUCAGGACAAAAUCAAUCCGCGCAAGCUCGUAACAUAAUGGCAGCAUCCAUGAAUGGACACGAGACCAACCGAAUCAUGUCACCGGCGACAGCAGGUUCAAGUGGAAUCUCUACGUCAAGGUCUCCAAUCAACCAAGGACCCAACGGAGUCACUGGACAGGAUAAAGAGGAUCCCACCGCAUCUGCUAUGCCGAACCAACGCGGUUUACGUCCGGAUGGCUACACGGAGCAGGAACAGAACCAAGCGCAACAAAUGCAGCAACGUCAAGCACCAGCUGGUGCCGAGACGCAGGAGUCAUCAGGCACUAGCCAGAGUGCGGAGCAGCCCCCUCUUACUCAGAUGAGCGAGCUGGACAGGUUCGGCCUCGCUGGCUUGCUUCGAAUGAUUCAUAGCGAAAGCCCCGAUGUUGCAAGCCUCACCGUCGGCCAGGAUCUGAUGACUCUCGGUCUCGACCUGAACCAACCUGAACCUCUUCACCAUUCCUUUGCCUCGCCUUUCGUUUCCUCAUCUGCUGUGCCUCUGGAGCAAGACUUCUCCCUCCCGGCUUGCUACAGUGUUGCAAAUAUCCAGCCACUCCAGUCCCGUAUCCCGAGCUUCAGUGAUGAGACUCUCUUUUACAUUUUCUACAGCAUGCCUCGUGAUAUCAUGCAAGAACUGGCGGCCGAGGAGCUGAUGGGUCGCAAGUGGAGAUACCACAAAGUCGAGCGCGCUUGGUUGACGCGGGACGAGACUUAUCCAGGGCCUGUGGAUGUUGAGAGAGGUGUGAGUGAACGAGGUGUCUAUCUUUGGUGGGAUCCUACGAGCUGGAAGAAAGUUCGCUGCCUACCAUCCUGGAGCUCCAGUCCCGCCGAAGCCAAACAGCAAAACGUCUCGUCAACACAAAACUGCGAACAAGCGCAGCCCGCAUCCAGCAGCUUCGUAGGCGCUGCCCACUCAUGUGCUCUAACAAAGCGAUAUCUUAGGUUUUCCAGAGUCGCAGCCAUGAGAAUCGUUGAAAUUAUUAUCGACGUGCGUUUAAUCCUGUUUCAGUCGCAUUGCCGCAUGCUCCGCAAUACUGACCGCUCGACUACAGGGCUUCAAGUCGUACGCCGUCCGGACGGUCAUUUCAGGAUGCGGCGCAUUCGUGCUAACUCGUCGCGUAGGGACGAAUCGUUCAAUUCGAUCACUGGCCUGAAUGGCAGUGGGAAAUCCAACAUUCUCGAUGCGAUCUGCUUCGUCCUCGGAAUCACGAACAUGUCCACCGUCCGAGCACAAAAUCUCCAAGAUCUUAUCUACAAGCGUGGCCAAGCAGGAGUCACCAAGGCCAGCGUGACAAUCGUCUUUGACAACCGUGAUAAAUCCAAGUCUCCGAUCGGCUUCGAAGAAUAUGCCAGUAUCUCAGUUACGCGACAGAUCGUCCUGGGUGGAACGAGCAAGUACCUGAUUAACGGCCAUCGUGCACAACAGCAGACCGUGCAAAACCUCUUUCAGAGUGUUCAGCUGAACAUCAACAACCCUAAUUUCUUGAUUAUGCAAGGUCGAAUUACGAAAGUACUGAACAUGAAACCAGUGGAGAUACUAGCUAUGAUCGAAGAAGCAGCUGGUACCCGAAUGUUUGAAGAUAGAAAGGAGAAAGCUCUCAAAACUAUGGCAAAGAAGGAGAUGAAGGUUCGGGAAAUUGAAGGCCUUCUUAAGGAAGAAAUAGAGCCGAAGCUGGAAAAGCUACGAGGCGAGAAGCGAGCUUUCCUCGAUUUCCAGCAAACCCAGAACGACGUUGAGCGUCUUACCCGGUUAGUCGUCGCUCAUGAUUACCUGAAAAAUCGCGAGCGGCUACGAGUUGCUGGCGAAGAAUACGAAGCCAAGAAAGCCAGAAUACAAGAACUCGAGGACAAUGCGACUCGACUCAAAGGGGAAAUCGCUCAUCUGGAAGAGGAUGUGAAGCGAGUCAAGGCAGUGCGAGAAAAGGAGUUGCGUAAAGGUGGCAGGUUCCAGGCUCUGGAGAACGAAGUGAAGGCACAUUCUCAUGAAUUGGUCCGGUUGGCGACGGCAUUCGACCUGAAGAACUCAAGCCUGGCAGAGGAGAAGGAAAAGCGAAAAGCGCUACAAAAGACUGUGAAUGAACUUGAGAAACUCCUCAAGGAAAAAAGGACGAUCUACGAGAAACUCCAAGCAAAAUACGAUGCUGCGAAAGCAGAACUCGACUCUCAGACUGCGGAAGUCGAACAAAAGGAAGAAUUGCUCCAGACAUUGCAAACUGGAGUUGCAUCCAAGGAAGGCCAGGAGAAUGGAUAUCAGGCCCAGCUUCAAGAUGCUCGGAACCGUGUUAGCGCCGCUGCCACUGAGCAAGAGCAGGCAAAGCUUAAAAUCGCCCAUCUCGAAAAGAGGAUCAAAGAGGAAGAGCCUCGAGCAAAGAAGGCCAGGGAACAGAACGCGGGGCUUUUGAAAGAUCUAGAUGGCCUUAAGUUACGCGCAAAGCAACUUGAGGCCGAGAUGGCCAAACAAGGGUUCGAGCCUGGAAGAGAGGAGCAGUUGUAUCAGGAACAAACAGAUUUGCAACGGGACAUCCGAGAGCUUCGCGAGAAGGCCGAUUCCUUGAACCGAAAAGUGGCAAACCUCGAGUUUACUUAUUCUGACCCUUAUCCUGGGUUUGACAGAUCGAAGGUCAAGGGCCUUGUUGCUCAGUUGUUCACACUGGACAAGGAUAAGACGCAGGCAGGAACUGCACUCGAGAUCUGUGCAGGAGGUCGUCUCUAUAAUGUCGUGGUCGACACCGCUGAGACCGGCACCCAAUUGCUUCAGAAUGGGAAGCUGCGCAAGCGUGUUACCAUUAUUCCGCUGAAUAAGAUCUCAGCCUUUAAAGCUUCCGCUGAGAAGAUCGGCGCUGCACAGAAGUUGGCCCCGGGCAAGGUGGAUCUCGCUUUGUCACUGAUCGGGUAUGACGAAGAAGUGUCUGCUGCGAUGGAGUAUGUGUUUGGCUCAACCCUCAUCUGCGAUGACGCUCAGACUGCAAAGACCGUUACUUUUGAUCCUUCAGUCCGCAUGAAGAGCGUCACCCUGGAUGGCGACGUCUACGAUCCCUCUGGAACUCUUUCUGGUGGAAGUUCUCCAAAUUCAAGUGGCGUGCUCGUCAUCCUGCAGAAACUAAAUGAGGUCACUCGGGAGUUGAGGAGCAAAGAGCGGCUUCUGGCCCAGCUGCAGGACACGUUAGCUAAGGAAAAGAAGAAGCUGGAUGCAAUGCGAGCUAUAAAGCAAGAGCUGGACCUGAAAAACCACGAGAUUAAGCUCACUGAAGAGCAGAUUAAUAGCAACUCGUCGUCAUCGAUCAUUCAUGCUGUGGAAGAAAUGAAGGCAAAUAUCGAGCAGCUGAAGAAAGGCAUUGCCGAUGCGAAGAACCGGCAAGCAGAAGCCACCAAGGAUAUCAAGCGGAUCGAGAAGGACAUGAGCGAGUUCAACAACAACAAGGAUAGCAAGCUGGCGGAGUUGCAGUCAUCGCUCGAUGCCUUGAAAAAGAGUCUGAACAAGAACUCAGUUUCCGUCAAGACACUGCAGAAAGAGCUUCAGGCAUCCCGACUCGAGUCCGAGCAGGCUGGAAGUGACCUGUCAGCAGCUGAAGAACAACUGGCUGAGGUCGAUUCUACGAUAAAGGCCCAGCUGGAAGAGAUUGAAUCCCUCAAGAAGGAGCAAUCGAGGAUCAAAGAUGCCCACGAUCUCGCCCAGGCUCAACUGGAAGAAGAACAGGCCAAGCUUACGAGUUUUGAUGACGAGUUACGAGAUCUCGAGGAGGCCAUUCGUUCCAAGGGAGCGCGUAUCACCGAAGAGGGCUUGGAGAUGCAAAAACUCGGGCAUCAACUUGAGAAAUUGCACAAAGACCAGCAGGCGGCAGCACAGAUGGUCGCUAAUAUGGAGAACGAGCAUGAAUGGAUUGGAGAAGAGAAGGACAAGUUUGGUCGUCCCAACACGCCAUAUGAUUUUAACGGCCAAAACAUUGCUGAAUGCAGGUCAACUUUGCGCAAUUUGACAGAGCGAUUCCAGGGUAUGAAAAAGAAGAUUAAUCCUAAGGUCAUGAACAUGAUCGACAGCGUUGAGAAGAAGGAGGCUUCCCUGAAGCAGAUGAUGAGGACCGUGAUCAAGGACAAGAAAAAGAUCGAAGAGACUAUUGUUAACUUGAAUGAGUAUAAGCGGGAAGCCCUACAAAAAACAUGGACCAAGGUCAACAAUGAUUUUGGUCAAAUCUUCGCUGAGCUCCUGCCCGGCAGUUUUGCGAAACUUGAUCCUCCCGAGGGGAAGGACAUCACCGAUGGUCUGGAGGUCAAGGUCUGUCUAGGCAAAGUUUGGAAGCAGAGUCUCGCUGAACUGAGUGGCGGACAACGCUCCCUGAUCGCUCUCUCGCUCAUUAUGGCACUUCUCCAGUUCAAGCCAGCGCCCAUGUACAUUUUGGACGAGGUCGAUGCGGCUCUCGACUUGUCGCAUACUCAGAACAUCGGUCGGUUGAUCAAGACGCGCUUUAAGGGUUCGCAGUUUAUCGUGGUCUCCCUCAAAGAUGGCAUGUUCCAGAAUGCCAACCGGAUCUUCCGUACCCGGUUUAGUGAAGGGACCAGUGUUGUUCAAGCAUUGACACCAGCUGACCUGAAGUAA
Rasamsonia emersonii CBS 393.64 is the source of this 5286-nucleotide messenger RNA. Its product is annotated as Structural maintenance of chromosomes protein. The coding region runs from base 1 to 5286 and encodes 1761 amino acids. The record is from RefSeq and is a predicted model, not a curated record. Gene Ontology annotation, cellular component: chromosome. The transcript has 13 exons. Gene Ontology annotation, molecular function: ATP binding; ATP hydrolysis activity; protein binding. Gene Ontology annotation, biological process: chromosome organization; regulation of DNA-templated transcription. NCBI's taxonomy places the organism in Eukaryota, Fungi, Ascomycota, Eurotiomycetes, Eurotiales, Trichocomaceae.